Entamoeba dispar SAW760 is the source of this 618-nucleotide messenger RNA. RefSeq lists its product as uncharacterized. The coding region runs from base 1 to 618 and encodes 205 amino acids. NCBI's taxonomy places the organism in Eukaryota, Evosea, Mastigamoebida, Endamoebidae. The transcript has a single exon. The record is from RefSeq and is a predicted model, not a curated record.
AUGUCUUCAUUUCAAAAUAACAACAAUGAAGAGCCUAGUAAUGAAGAAAAUAAGAAGAAACUACUUCCAAAAGAGACAAAUACUUCAAUAAAAAGAAAGACAUACAUCAAUUCAAAUCUUGACGAUACUUGCUUGAUUGGAUGUUUUGCUUUCUAUCAUAAUAUUACUGUAAGAAGAAGUACUCUUAAAAGUAAUGACCAUAUUGAAAAGUUUAUAAUAGUUAAAGUUGAUAAUGAGGAAAUAGAAGAGAAGGUUAGAGUAGAUUUUGAAGAAUUCAAGCAAAAGUUAUUCAUCCUAAAACCAAAUGCUGAAAACAGAACAGUUUUUAAAUCUCUUCAAAACAUUUAUUUAAAUAAUAUUAUGGAUUAUCUUAUUAAAAACCAAAACCAAAUAAAUGAAUUUUUAACAAGGAGACCUAAAAUUAGUGUAAGAAGAAGAAGAUUUAAAACUUUUAAUGGGAGAACUCUUGAAGAAUGUAGACAGUUUGGGUAUGCAUUAAAUCAUUUUCUUCAAGAAAAUAUUCCAACUAACAAAAAGAAAAAAGAGACACAAUUUGUAAUUACUAGGGAUCUGAUUGAUUUAAUUUUAGAACAAUAUCCUAUGUCACCACCAUUUUAA